GAGAGUUUUUCAAUGGUAAGAGUUCACAAAAUAGUUUAUGUGGUCAGCAACCCCACAAGAUAUUAGAGAGUUUUUCAAUGGAUUAGAAAUAAGUCAGGACGGGAUUGUCCUGGCACGCAAUGGGGACGGUAGAGUGACUGGUGAAGCGUACGUGCUGUUCUGUGAUGAGGACAACUUCCAGAGGGCUAUGACAAGAAAUAGGGAACAUAUUGGCAAAAGGUACAUAGAGCUGUUCAAGUCGUCGGGUGAGGAGAUGGAAUUAGCGCUGAAACGCGCAAUAGCCAGCCCCGCAUCACAACCCCGCCCCAAACUGAACACCACUCGGCAACGACUGAACAGCUCUCACUCCGUUGAUUUCUCGGGUCGGUUCCACGGUGAGCCGCCGCCCCUGUGGGAGGUUACACCCACUAUAUCACUCCCCUUCCAAGGUUUACCGCAGCCCUUCUCUUCCAACCCUACCUCCCCUAUUCUGCCUGCCCUGUGGAUGCCGGAACGUGUUGAUGAAACGUGGCUUAAAGCUCAACUUGCGGCCAAAAAACAACAUGAUUCCGCGACUCCACUGCCGAGUACGAUAAUGGACUGUGUUCAGCUCCGCGGGUUACCUUAUUCUGCGUCCAGGACCCAAGUACUGGAGUUCUUUGCAGGUUUAACUCUCGGUGAAGGUGGAAUCCACUUUAUUUACGACGGCUCCGGUCGCCCAACCGGAAAUGGUUACGUUCACUUUGGGAGUGUGGAGGAUGCCAUCAAAGCCACGGAGAAACACAAGCACCACAUGGGUAAUAGGUAUAUCGAGGUGUUUAGAUGUCCCCGUAUUGAGAUGAUAAACGCAGUCGGUCCGUUCCGGUUUAACUUGCCACAAAACCCCUGGUCCCCAUCCACAGCCAUGCCCAUGAACGGAAGUUCAGGUGCCGGGGCUCACCCUGAGCUGCUUUCACCGAACACUAUGUUCCCCUCGAGUCCUAGCUCCUUCUCUCCUGUUGUUCUCCCCCCUGGCCCUAGUCUCUCGUGGGAACAACAAAACGAUUUAACCAACAGUGCAUACGCUCUCGACCAAGCUGCUCAAAACUUGCUGAAGACCCAGCAGUCGUGGCCUCGAAUGUCGACCUUCAGCCCGGACAACUCCAGUAGCUCUGCAAACUAUUGCAGUCCAAGCAAGGUAAAAGUUGAUCCGAUAAGCAGUGCACUACUGUCUCCCCACGUCGCAUCGACUCAGAGCAGCCCAAUCAACGAUCUGCAUCUCGACUUCAUCAGGUCCCUGUCCCAGGUCAGUGUACAAGACAACAACCCGACCUCGCUGACCUCCGAGCAAAUAGCGGACAACCUCUUCUCGGCGCUGCCCAACUUCUUCAACUCGGACUCGUUCCUAACUGGUAACUCAGCUGACGAGCAGCGGUCAACAUCCUGGUCGGACGGUCUGACCAGUGCUACACAGAGCAGGAGUGUCGUUAAAAUGCGGGGUAUACCUUACAACACGGACAAGUUUGAGAUAUUAAACUUCUUCAGCGGCUUCAAUCUCACUGAGAACGAUAUCUUUAUCUGCUACAACGACGACAUGAAACCGACUGGCGAAGCGUAUGUCAACUUCACAUCGCUUGAAGAUGCACAGCGCGCCGUCGUGGAGAAGGACCGCAAGCACAUUGGACCGCGCUACGUUGAACUGUUCCUGGACAGGUAAAUAGCAUUCCUAUCUCGGAUGUGGCCAUCUUAUAACUGAAGAAAUAAUCAGGGGUUGAAUUUAAGUGGACUGGGUAUUUAUUGCGUCCCGAAAGUGCGAAAGUGCUUAGCACCACGGUUAAAAUGACGAUAGUAACCAACAGUUGCAGUGGUUGCUAGGCACUGAGCGCAGUGUUCUGAUAAAGAGGGCUACACUAUAUCGUUGUACAGUAUAUUAACUAUCUUGCCAUGAUAUUUUACUGUGGUGUAUCAUCAGUACUAUGUACAUUGAUCAUUCUAGCUUAACGAACAUGUAUGUGUAGUGAAUGGUAGCAUUUAGCCUUUAGGGUGCGGUCUAUAUUUGAUAUAAUAAUGUUUUGGUUUAUUGUACAAAGUUAUUACAUGUAUCUUGACGGGGUAGCUUAUACUAUUAUAUAUAUAUAUAUAUAUUAUAUAUUAUAUAAUUAUAAAUACUAUAUAUGAUAAUCUAUGUUGUGUGUAUGUCGUGUCAAAUAUAUAAAUAUGCAUAAUAAUAUAAUAUAUGUUACAAAAUUAUGUAUUGGACGUAUUGAUUAAUUAGUAUAAAAAACUUCUUGGUGUCGGGUUAUUAUAUUUAUCGUUGAUUUUAUAAUUUUCAAAAUUUGUUUUUAAUUCACACGAAAAUCUUAAUCACGCUCAGGGUUUAAUUUUUACUUUGAAUUGUAGUGCGCUAACAAUGGUUUGAUUCCAAGGAAAUGAUGACAUGAGCAUUUAUAACAAGGGGUAUUCGCACAUAAGUACAUUAAUUUCACAAUCUUCGUUAAAUUUUGACGAGUUCAGGUCGGUUUAAUGAUGGUUCAUUUUGUGCAUGAGACUGAGGGGUUAUAUUUACUUAACUUUAUAUUUACUUAACUCAAAAGUUGAGUAAAUAAUUUUUGAGUGUGUUUCGUGUGGGCAUGCUAUAAUUUUCGUUGAAAAACUUCAAUCGCUCCACAUAAAAUGUUGUCAUUUCCGAGUAGCUUAGUUUCUAGAAGAUAUUUAACGAGGAUUGAUAAAACUCAAAUUAGUAUUGCGCAGAACUGUUUGGUUCACUUCUCAGUUUAGAAAGUGCACACGGUUGCUGUUUAAUACGAUUCGUAGACGUACUAGUGGUUAUUUGUGUUUUGUUUGAAAGGUUCAUUUGGUUUAAGUUUUACCGGAAGUAGCAGCUAACAAAGUCAAAUUCCGAACAUACCGCGAGAUCCCAACAUUUUAUCCUAAAGUAAGGAUUCCUAAGGUCGUCUUGAUUGCACGUGCAAUGUUAAGACCUGGAUACAUCCCUUUUUUUGGCCGGUAUUUGACUGUGUUAGCGUAUUUCUGUAUGGCACUGUUGUUGUCGUAAAUGAAACAGCACCCAUAACUAUAUGUGAUUCAAGUGAUUGUUUUCACGGUAAAAUUCAACAUAUAAUAAAGAUAUGAUACUAUGUGGGACUUUGAUAUCCGUAUAAUUUUCUCAAUAUAUGAUAGGGCGCUGCCAAAGUUCGAUGUUAAUUCGCGCGCCGUUGCAGGGUUAGUUUGUUUAAAGAAAGAUAUAUUUAUUGUAAAGUUCCCCGCGUGCUACCACUUGGUAGCAUGUCGUGAUUUGAUUUUUCUACCAUUAUGUUAGCAGUAAUAGUCAUAGUCACAGUUCAUAUAGUUCCGUCCCCAGUGAUCCCAACAUUAUGAGGUGAUGUUAAGAAUUUGAAGAACGCACAAGUGUUGAAUGUUGAUAUUGCUUGAAAGUGCGAUGGUGGAUAAGAUUAAAGUUGUUGUCUCUAACAAUUAGGAGGGUUGCUGGUCAGUGGGGACAAAACAAGUAGUCUAAUAUAAGAUUAGCUAUGUACUUUGUAAUCCAUGAUUUUGCCUUUAAAAAGAACCAUACCUUGAUUGAUAUCCUGGAGCUCUAGUCCCAAAGCAUCUGUAUAACAUUCUGUUCAUCUUCAAUCUGUCACGUAAUCGGUUAUUUUGUUUGUUCAAACCGCACACAUUUCACGCCGAUAUUGUUUCUCGAUAUCCUAGGGGUCGUUCACAUAUCACGU
Bolinopsis microptera is the source of this 3689-nucleotide messenger RNA. RefSeq names its product epithelial splicing regulatory protein 2-like. The transcript is spliced from 6 exons. Gene Ontology annotation, cellular component: ribonucleoprotein complex. Lineage: Eukaryota; Metazoa; Ctenophora; Tentaculata; Lobata; Bolinopsidae. Bases 38 to 1675 code for a protein of 545 amino acids. Gene Ontology annotation, molecular function: RNA binding. The record is from RefSeq and is a predicted model, not a curated record.